This is a messenger RNA of Cydia fagiglandana, 2675 nucleotides long. RefSeq names its product protein windbeutel (gene wbl). The coding region runs from base 134 to 886 and encodes 250 amino acids. Gene Ontology annotation, biological process: protein secretion. Lineage: Eukaryota; Metazoa; Arthropoda; Insecta; Lepidoptera; Tortricidae. The record is from RefSeq and is a predicted model, not a curated record. The transcript has 2 exons. Gene Ontology annotation, cellular component: endoplasmic reticulum lumen; endoplasmic reticulum.
AAUUCAUGCUAAUAGGUUGACUGACCGAUACUAUUCCUUGUAUUUGAAGAAUCAACUUUAUACAGUAUUCAUCUAUCCACGUCGCAAACUAUUACUUUUACAACUACAGCCUAUUCCCUAAUCGACAUUGACGAUGCAGUGGUACCUGGUUGCCUUAUGCCUCGUGUUUGUCCUGCCACCAGCGUACUCUAAUUCUCUCAGCGGUACGGUGGAAUUAAACGAUUACACCUUUGAUAAGAUCCUUAAAAGGUUUGAUGCUACGCUGGUAAAGUUUGAUGUGGCGUUCCCCUAUGGCGACAAGCACGACGCCUACACCGCACUGGCAAAGGACGCGAAGGAAGAGGACGAUUUGCUGAUCGCCGAAGUGGGAGUGAAGGAUUACGGAGACAGGGAUAACGAAGCAUUGGCGAAGAAGUACGGCGCUACAAAGGACAAUUUCCCGGUAGUGAAGCUAUUUAUAAAGGGGAAGAAGGAGCCGAUCACUUACAACCCGGAGAAAGAGUUUACAAGCGAUGAGCUUCGUCGUUUCGUGCGGGAACACACCGGGGUGCACCUGAGCCUGCCGGGCUGCGUGCGGAGCCUUGAUAAGCUGGCCGUCAAGUUCAUGAAGGCUGACAGUGAAGACAGGAAGAAAAUUCUCAAUGAUGGUGAAGAUACCUUCAAAAAAUUGCCUAGCAAGCAAGCUAACUCCGGAAAGAUCUACAAGACAAUCAUGGAGAAGAUCAUUGAGAAAGGUGACGGGUUUGUCAAGACUGAACACGAGAGAAUCACCAAGCUGCUCAACGGGAAACUGUCGGAAGAGAAAAAGAAGGAGAUGGGACAGAGAAUCAACAUCCUUCAGACGUUCCAGUUGCAUGAGACCAAAGAGGAAAAAGAAGAGCUGUGAUUUUAUUAAUCUUUAGCUUACACGCAAAUGGGCGUUUUCAGAAAUAAAUAUUAAAAACCUGAUUCUUUCACAUCUGGACUUUCUUGGGCUCAUUCUACUCAGAAUCGACAGCAUUCUCCAUCCCACCAUAAAAAAAGAUGUCCCAAAAUGUCCAUUCCAUUACGUCACGUUUUAGUAUGAAAAAAAUUUUCACUUGUAUGUGCGUGACAUAGUGGAAUGUACAAUUUUCAUACAAAUUUUUGGGAUAUUUUAUUUUAUCAUCAGAAUUGAAUAUGCUAGUGAUUCCGAGUUGAAAGAACCCAAAAACACUGGGAUCUGUGAGAAUCGGGUUUUCGAUAUUUAUUUCUGAAAACGCCCAAAUUCCUACUAAUAUAAAUUAUUCCCUCUUUAUACAAAUAAGAUAUGGAGUAAUGGAACAAUCUAGUAUUACUUUAUACAGGUGUCAUUUUAAAUGAUUUUAUGUGUGUUUUUUGCACUACCAAGACAUUCCAAAUUCAAAGUAAUAUAUUGCACAAUAUAUUUAGGUAUAGGUAUAUGUAAUUUUAUUUCCUAUAUCAACUAGGUAAGUUGAAACUAUGUAAAGCCAUAAAUGGGUUUCACACCUGAUCUUGCUAGUUAGAUAUUGUCAUUUAAAAACUAAACUCUUAAGAUAGACAGUGUCACAAAACUUUGACAUUGUUAUGCUAGCCCAAUGGGUGAACUUUUUAAAAUGGGCCAGUGGCAACUAGCAUAAGGUAGGUAUAAGUUAAUGUAGCACCAAACUUGCAUUAUACAUUUUAACUGAUUGGGCCUACCUUAAACCCUCUAAUUAGCCUAAUUCAUUAUUUAGGGGCAAAAAUACAAAAAAGCCAGUGUGUAUCAGAUUUAAUCAUCUUUCAGAAGUUUAAUAUGUCUUGAAUACUUUCAAAUUGCAUAGAACUCUUUUGUUAUACAGUAGGUACUUGGUAAUCUGACUCCUGAAAUUUUCACCUAUACCAUAUUGUUGGGACUGCUGGAUUAUUGGAUUUGUAUGGAAAAUAAAAGCAUAUUUAAAAAAAAAAUUCUACAUAUCAUCAUAAGCAACUGCUCUGUAAUCAGGUGUUUGAUUGUGUCACCUGAGUCACUGAUUGCUGUAAUACCGAACGCCUACUGUAUUUAAGUAAGUUUAUGUCACUAUUCUCUUACUGAAGAACUAAAAUAGCCCUGACUCCUUUAUGACUCAUCAUUACAGCUAAAAUACUCAGCUUCAUAUCUGACAUUUCACGGGUAAAAGUAAAUGCAGUGCAACUCGACGUCCAACUGCCUAAUAAGGUACCUUUACUCGAGGAACGUCACAUAUUUAACCUUUUGAACGCCAAGAACACCUAAAGGUGUCUUACUAGCCGUGCUCACCGCGCCAAGAACUAUAGGUGUUAUGGCGGACGCUGUCAGUCAUUCACACUUAAGAGUAGGGUUUACAUUAGCUCGCUUGCGCCCAGGAUCUUGGCGUUUGAAUAAUGUUUGUGUUUAUUGUUUAUGACAUAAAGCGUUCAAAAGGUUAAUACAUGUAUCACAUAUGAUUACCAGAAUAUGAGCAUUGGAUUAAAUCAUACACGUGUUUUGUAACGUGGAAAUAAUUGCCUCCUUUUUACGGUUCGCCGGUCAUAAAACCUGGCUAUUGUUUAUCCAGUCAGUCGAGUUUCACAAUAGGCCGAAUUGAACUGUUAUUGCUCGGCAUUGUACUUGUUUGUGUACUUGCAAUCUUGCUUGUAUCAUUUUAAUUUUGCACAACGUGUGAUGAAUGUAUGAAAUACAUUAGUGUGUAAAAUUU